Messenger RNA from Cutaneotrichosporon oleaginosum, 1346 nucleotides. RefSeq lists its product as uncharacterized. The record is from RefSeq and is a predicted model, not a curated record. Lineage: Eukaryota; Fungi; Basidiomycota; Tremellomycetes; Trichosporonales; Trichosporonaceae. Gene Ontology annotation, molecular function: dipeptidase activity.
AGUCCCCAUCCUCCAUCGAUAUUAAGAUGACCGCCAACCUAGCCCCCACCCCAUGCUGUGAUUGUGGGCGCCCGUAUCCAGCUGGCGUCAAGUUCGAGACGUGCAAAUCGGCUCCCUUCUUUCCCGAAGCGCGCGACACGAUCAAAGCAGCGCUGGCUAAAUAUGACGCCGAGCUCAACGCCAUCUCGGACUACAUUCACGCCAACCCGGAGCUUUGCUGGAAUGAGACAAAGGCGCACGCACGUCUUACCUCGUUUCUCUCGGGGGAAGGCUACACCGUCGAGGGCUUCGACCAGUACCCUACGGCCUUCAAAGUGUCCUACUCGCGCGGCAAUGGACGUGUCUUCGGUCUCAAUUCGGAGUAUGACGCUCUGCCGGGCAUUGGGCACGCAUGUGGACACAACCUGAUUGCCGUGACGGGCUUGGGCGCGUUUCUUGCCAUUCGGGCAGCGAUGGACGCUCAUGAUAUCAGUGGUACCGUCACGCUAAUCGGCACACCCGCCGAAGAGGGCGGCGCGGGCAAGUGUGCCCUCUACGAGGCGGGUGCGUACAGCGGCAUCGGCGCCUGCAUGAUGCUUCAUCCAGGUCGUGGGCUGGAGCACGUUCAAACGAGCGGCACCGUCAUCCGCUCGUACGCACUCCAAGGUUUCGAUGUCGAGUAUAAGGGCAAGCCCGCGCAUGCUGGCCUGUCGCCCUGGGAAGGAGUGAAUGCUCUCGACGCCGCAACGACGGCAUAUACUGCCAUCUCAAGCCUUCGCCAGCAACUUACCCCCGAUACCCGAGUGCAAGGCGUGAUCACAGAUGGAGGGUCGGCUGCAAACGUCAUUCCGGACCGUACGGCGCUGUCGUACAUUGUGCGCACCAACACUGCCAAGCAGCUCAGUACGACUGUCCCUCGCGUCAUGGCAUGCUUUGAGGGUGCGGCCACGACGUCGGGAUGCACUGUAAGCACCAAGACUAGCCACAAGCUCGACGAGCUGCGUAACGUCGAGGCGCUUGGGGAUGAGUACGCCCACGUCAUGAUGGAUAUGUUUGGGGACGCGCCGGGUGGUACCCACAUUGAGCUUGCGUACGGCGAGACCAUGGGCGCCAGCACCGACUUCGGGAACAUUACCCAUCUCCUUCCGGGGUGCCACCCCAUGUUUGGCAUCCCCACGGCGCCGGGCGCGUUCAAUCACAUGCCUGAGUUCACCGCUGGUGCCGGGUCCAAGGCGUCCUUUGACGAGAGCAUGAAGCACACGGCUGCAAUGGCCGCCGUUGGGGUGCGUUAUCUCCUUGACGAGAAAUUCGCAGACUCAGUCACUACCGGCUGGACGACAAUGAUGGAGAAGGUUAAGAAUGAGUAG